Ficedula albicollis (Collared flycatcher) is the source of this 3668-nucleotide messenger RNA. It is a transcript of the gene ADRB2, whose product is annotated as adrenoceptor beta 2. Gene Ontology annotation, biological process: norepinephrine-epinephrine-mediated vasodilation involved in regulation of systemic arterial blood pressure; adenylate cyclase-activating adrenergic receptor signaling pathway; negative regulation of smooth muscle contraction. The transcript has 2 exons. Gene Ontology annotation, molecular function: norepinephrine binding; beta2-adrenergic receptor activity. The record is from RefSeq and is a predicted model, not a curated record. Gene Ontology annotation, cellular component: membrane. Lineage: Eukaryota; Metazoa; Chordata; Aves; Passeriformes; Muscicapidae. Bases 6 to 1214 code for a protein of 402 amino acids.
GGGACAUGGCCACGGCGGGGACGGAGCUGCCCGGUGGCAACGCCAGCGCCAACCAGAGCGCCGCCGACCCCACGGUGUCGCGGGACGUGUGGGUGGUGGGCAUGGGCAUCCUGAUGUCGCUGAUCGUGCUGGCCAUCGUCUUCGGCAACGUGCUGGUGAUCACGGCCAUCGCCCGCUUCCAGCGCCUGCAGACCGUCACCAACUACUUCAUCUCCUCGCUGGCCUGCGCCGACCUGGUCAUGGGGCUGGCCGUGGUGCCCUUCGGCGCCUGCCACAUCAUCAUGGAGAUGUGGAAGUUCGGGAACUUUUGGUGCGAGUUCUGGACCUCUGUGGACGUGCUGUGCGUCACGGCCAGCAUCGAGACCCUGUGCGUGAUCGCCGUGGACCGGUACUUCGCCAUCACCUCGCCCUUCAAGUACCAGAGCCUGCUGACCAAGGGCAAGGCGCGCGUGGUCAUCCUGGUGGUGUGGGUGGUGUCGGGGCUCACCUCCUUCCUGCCCAUCCAGAUGCACUGGUACCGGGCGGACCACGAGGACGCCAUCCGCUGCUACGAGGACGAGAUGUGCUGCGACUUCUUCACCAACCAAGCCUACGCCAUCGCCUCCUCCAUCAUCUCCUUCUACCUGCCCCUCGUCGUCAUGGUGUUCGUCUACGCCAGGGUCUUCCAGGUGGCCAAGAAGCAGCUGCAGAAGAUAGACAGGAGCGAGGGGAGGUUUCACACGCAGAACAAGGAGCAGGAGCAGAAAGGGGGAGCCGGGCACCGCCGCUCCUCCAAGUUCUUCUUGAAGGAGCACAAAGCCCUCAAAACGCUGGGCAUCAUCAUGGGCACCUUCACGCUGUGCUGGCUGCCCUUCUUCAUCGUCAACAUCGUGCACGUCAUCCAGGACAACAUCAUUCCCAAGUACGUGUACAUCCUCCUGAACUGGCUGGGCUACGUCAACUCUGCCUUCAACCCCCUGAUCUACUGCCGGAGCCCCGACUUCAGGUACGCCUUCCAGGAGCUGCUGUGCCUGCGCAGGUCCGCGCUGAAGAUGUACGCCAAUGGCUACUCCAACAGCAACGGCAGGAGCGACUACAACGAGGAGGAGAACGGCUACCCCCUGGCCCCGGAUAAAAGCUGCGAGCUGCUCUGCGAGGAGGGCUCCUUCCCUCGCCCCGAGGACUUUUUGCACGGCAAAGAGAUCCCUGGAUGCCCAGGAAUGGUGGAGAGCUGAAUGGUCCAAGCUCUGUUCCUCACCAGGCUGAGCCCUGAGGGCUCUGCAGAGAUGGAGGGGGAGCACGGCCUCGCUUCCCUGAGCUGGGGAUGCUGUGGGAAGUGAUUGCCUUGGCAAAUCCUCCUCCCAACCCAUCACCCACCGAGCAGCACCUCCAGGAGAAGCUGGGGAAGGACAACCAAGGGACCAGGAGAGGCUCUGAGAGCCUUGGAAAGAAGCUGCAGGAACUGGAGGAGGGGAUGCACCAUGAGAAAAGGUGCUGAGGGUUUUUCCCCCCUUGGAAAUCCCUUUCCAGAAGGCCCCAGGUGUGGUGUCCAGCUGGUUUGGAAGAGGCACAGGGGUCAGGCUGGGUCAGGAGCCCAGCAGGACGUGCCCAUGGCAGCCUCAGAGCUUGGGGGGGAUCCAGGUGGGAUCCAAGACCAAGAGAGAGGAGCAUGGAAGAUCCCUCUGAUUCCUUCUGUGCUUGUUUCUCCUUCUGGUGUCCUCUCUGUCUACCUCUUCUCUAGAGAGCACAGGGGGCCCUGGCUGUCACCAAGGGGCAGGAGGAUUGGCACAGGGCAGGAAUGUGGCCUUUGGUCACUCCUUGCUCCAAAAAAUCUGCAACUGUCCUGCCUGGCCCUCAGCCUUUGGAUGGGCUGGGAGCUGGCAAUCCUUUUUCACAUUUUAGCAGGACCAGCCACCCUUGGGAGCCAAGAUUUCCCACCUGAGGCUCAAAACACGACAGAACAUCCAUCCCUGUCCUGCAGCUGUGGGAAGGAGCACACUGAGCUCCUGAUUUUGGACUGUGGAAAACUCGUUAAGCGGAGGAAGAGAUGGAGGGACUUAUGGUCUCAGGCAGAAAACAGCAGGAAAAACUGGCUGAAAACCAUCAAAAAUGUGCACCUUGGAGUUGGCCCAAGCCUGUGGUCACUGAGCUGCUCCCAGAGCUGGGCAGGACGUGCUGGUACUGAACUGUGGGAGCCCCAUCUCACACCUUCCCUCUCGGGCUUCCACCUGUAAAAAUCCUUCCCCUCAAGUGCAAUCCUAUUUAUUUAUUUAUUUUCUCGCUGCUUGAUGUGAAGCUGCUAAAGGAGCUCCCCCCCUUCCCCCCAACCCACGAACAGAGAGUCCAAGGUCCGUGUGAGGGCACUGAGCAGAGGGGCAGGACACAGGGACACCCCCCAAAACAGCAGGAGCACCCUGCUGGUGGAAGGAAUGGGGGACUGGGCUGGGUGCUCUUUUAGGGUUCCUUCCAACCAAAACCAUUCUGUGGUUCUGUAAGACCUGGAGAUGAUGUGCCAUCCCUGGCAGUGCCCACGGGGGGUGGAUGGAGCUCUGGGCUGGUGGAGGGUGUCCCCACCCAUGGCAGGGGGUGCAACUGGAUUUAAGGUCCUUCCAUUGUAGGAUUCUGUGCAGAUGGGGGAAGAGGAAACGCUGAGAGCAGAGCUGCUGCCCCUGCAAUGUGGAUCCUUCAGGGGCUGAGGGCAAGCUGGGCAGAGCUGUGAUGGAAGGACGGAGUGCAGGAGCUCAGCAGUGCCCCCCUGCCCUGAUUUUCUUCGUGCAGGACCACGAGAGUUGCUCGCCUGGGGGCUCUCAGGUGCCCUGCUGCUCUCCCACGGCUUUCAGGAUACCCUCAGAUCCCUUGGCACAGCUCCCAGCUGCCCAAGGAGAACCUGAUGCCUCCCUUCCCUCUGAAGAAACCCCCCCAAAGCUUUGUCUGAAGGAUAUUUCCCAGCAAAAACCUGUUCCUCAAAAGAUUCCUGGCUGGCUCCAGCCCCUUACUCUGUCCCUGGGAUUGUCUGCAGGCUGGGGACACUCGUGGGGCUGUGGCAGUUGUAUUUCUCCCAAUCCCUGAUGUGCAAGAGCAGGUUCAGGGAGAGGAAGGGCUGAACUUGCUCCAAUCAGAUUCCAGCCCAAAAGCAGGACCUGCCUUGCAGGGCUGCCCAGACCCCCCUGCCUGCCACCCUUCAGGCAGGUCCCAUGGAUUUUAUUCACUGCUGGAUCUGUUUUUAAGCUCCCUGACCCCGGGGUUAUUGUGCUGUCCCCUGGGAGGUGGCUCUGUGCUCCACAGGGAGUUUCCUCCCUGGAAAUUUCAUUCCAUUUAUCCUCAAGCACCUGCUGUUCAUCUUGUCCUGCCAACUUGACCAUUGCUCCCCUUCCAGGAGCCUCCCUGUCCUCGCCUGGCUCAGCACAGGAUGAGCCUGCUCAUGAAUGGCUCUGCCAGGGAUCCAAACCCACCCCUGGGGCAGCAGCUCCAGCGCCCAGCAGCUGCUCCCUCCCUCAUUUGGGGUGCAGGGAAGGGGCAAACAGGGCCAAAAGGGAUCAGCGAUGGCACUGAGCGCUCAUAUCCCAAAAUAUCAGGAAGAAACCCUUCCCUGGGACAGCGGUGGGGCUCUGGAGUGGAUUUCCCAGAGAAGGUGUGGCUGCCCCAUCCCUGGGAGUGUCCAAGGCCAGGUUGGAUGGGGCUUGGAGCAA